AAAUUUAUUACGCUUUUCCUGAUUAAUUUUGUUUGUAUUAAGUUGUAAGAUGACCAACCAACUUAAUUAGACGCUCAAGAAUAAAACGCUUGAAGAAGCAACUGUUGCUUGCCUUUUUAUUCUUGGUGUUUUGUGUUUUCCUUUCUCCCCGUUUUCAGAAAUCCACUUCCGGUUGGUUUGUGGAACCGAACCGUCACAUUAUGUCCAUAGAGGAACAAGGGUAUAUAGCUGAUAAGCUUGCUAAAGCUGAGAAAAGAAUAAAAGCUUUUCCCUAUGAUACGGAAGCAUGGAGUAUAUUGAUACGAGACGCACAGAUGAAAAAGAUAGAAGAUGCAAGAAUAACAUAUGAGAAAUUGGUGGAACAGUUUCCGAACGCAGGCAAAUAUUGGAAGAUCUAUAUUGAACAUGAGUUAAAACAGAAAAAUUACGAGAGAGUAGAAAAGUUGUUUCAAAGAUGUCUGAUCAAGGUGCUAAAUAUAGAAUUAUGGAAGUUAUAUUUAAGUUAUAUCAAAGAAACCAAGGGUUCUCUCCCUUCUUACAGAGAGAAGAUGGCUCAAGCCUACGAUUUUGCUCUAGAGAAGAUUGGUAUGGAUAUACAGUCAUAUCAUCUAUGGGCAGAAUAUAUCCACUUUCUAAAAUCAGUUGAUGCUGUAGGAUCAUAUGCUCAGAAUCAGCGUAUAACAGCAGUACGUAAAGUAUAUCAGAGGGGAGUGGUCAAUCCUAUGGUUAAUAUUGAAAUACUGUGGAAAGAAUACUGUAAUUAUGAAACUAGUGUGAAUCCAUUAAUAGCCAAGAAGAUGACUGAAGAUAGAGGUAGAGAGUAUAUGAAUUCUAGACGUGUUGCUAAGGAAUAUGAGGUGGUAACUAGGGGUUUAGAUAGAAAUUCGCCUUCAGUUCCACCACAGAAUUCACCAGGAGAAUCAAAACAGGUUGAGUUAUGGAAGAAAUAUAUAGCAUUUGAAAAAGGAAAUCCACUACGAACUGAAGAUCAUACACUUAUUACUAAAAGAGUAAUGUUUGCGUAUGAGCAGUGUUUAUUGUGUCUGGGACAUCAUCCUGAUAUUUGGUAUGAAGCAGCAGCAUUUCUUGAACAAUCCAGUAAAAUAUUGGUUGAAAAAGGAGAUCAGAAUGCUGGUAAAAUGUUUGCCGAUGAGGCAGCGGCUAUCUAUGAAAGAGCUGUAUCAUCACUAAUGAAAAAAAAUGCCCUGAUAUAUUUUGCGUAUGCUGAUUUUGAAGAAGGUCGUAUGAAGUUUGAUAAGGUUCACAGUAUAUAUAAAAGAUUUAUAGCUCUUGAUGAUGUAGAUCCAACUUUGGCAUAUAUCCACUAUAUGAAGUUUGCUAGAAGAGCAGAAGGUAUAAAAGCUGCUAGAACUGUAUUUAAAGGUGCUAGAGAAGAUAAAAGAGCUAAUUAUCAAGUGUAUGUGGCAGCCUCUCUCAUGGAAUAUUACUGUAGCAAGGAGAAAACUGUAGCUUUAAAGAUAUUUGAAUUGGGAUUAAAGAAAUUUGGCCAGGAACCUCAGUAUUGUUUGGCUUAUAUAGAUUUUAUGGCCAGUUUAAACGAAGAUAACAAUACUCGUGUCCUGUUUGAAAGAAUUUUAUCAUCUGGUCAACUUCCUCCAGAAAAAUCCAUUGAAAUAUGGAGCCGGUUUUUAUCUUUUGAAUCACAAGUCGGAGAUUUAACUAGUAUUAUUAAAGUUGAAAAACGUAGAACACAAGUCAUAGAAAAGAUAAAAGAAUUCCAAGAGAAAGAAACAGCAUUAUUAAUAGAUAGAUAUAAGUAUAUAGAUCUCCUACCAUGUUCUGAUGGUGAAUUAAAAGCUUUAGGCUACUGGGAUCUGAUGAAGCACAAUGUAUUACCAGUGUCAUUAGAUGUUGUUAAACAAGUUAUGAUAAAUGGGGCAGCUGAUGAUGACGAUAACCCGAAAUUCCCUAAACCUGAUUUAGAUCAGUUACUUCCCUUUAAACCUAAAUGUAUAGCUCCUUUUGGUGCCCAUAUAGUACCUGGUGGAGUAUUUCAGAUGCCUUUACAAGCUAAUGAUUUAAUAGCUAUUUUACCUCCUCCCAACUGUUUUAAUGGUCCUUUUGUUAUAAUGGAUAAAUUCUUAGAACACAUGAAACGGCUCAAAAUACCAGACGGACCAAGUGGAGUACCCAAUGGAGUGAACGGAAAAUUAAAUUUAGAUCUCGGAACUCGAUAUUCAAUAGAAAUAGCAGCAGGAUUACGGAAACGAAAAGCAGCAGGAGAUGCUGACAGUGAUGAUGAGGGUGGAACUGACCCGAUGGCACCAGCUAAUGACAUUUACCGCAGUAGACAGCAGAAAAAAAUAAAAUGAAAGUAGAGGACAUUACUAUCAAACAAAUUGAAAGUAGAGGACACUUAUAAGAUAAAGUGGAAGUAUGGAACAUUUCUAUCAACAUGAGUAAAAAAAAAUUGAAAAGUACAAGACAUAACUUUCAAACAAAUUGGAAGUAGAAUUCAUUUAAGACAGUAAAAGUACAAAACGUAACCAUCAAACAAAAUGAAAGUUGAAGUUAUUGAGUGGAUAGAGUGAAUUGUGCAUUUAUGUUUUUAUUAUGCUAAUUGUUAAAGUGACUGUGGUAAUGAAAAAACCCCUUUAAAUUGUGUUUAAUUUAAGAUAACCAUCAGAUCCACUUUAAGACAAUUUUUAAAGCAAAUAGUAAAAAAUUAAAAAUUUUUAUUGGUACUUACUACUUACAAACUGCUCUCGUUUGUGUUUGAAUCAGCCUUUUAUCUGCAUCAAUGCCUUUGCUUAACUACAAUUUGACUUACUCUUUCUACAAUUGAGUUUGUUUAUUCAACAUGUAAAUAGGAAAGGUGGUUGUAUCUUAUUAUUGUGUUAAAUGUUCGAAUGAAAACGUGCUCCAAGUUUUAUGCGUGAAGAUGUUUAGAAGAUUAGCUUAGUCGAGUAAAAAAUAUUUGUGCUCAUCUUUUAAUGUUGAAAGGCUUCAUCAUGAGCAAUCCACUUUAUUGUUAGGUGUAGAAUAAAUAGUGAUAAAACCACAUGGGCUAGUCUUAUAUUGUGUGAAUGACUAUUUAAACUACCCAAAAAUUAAUGGGUAUCUUCCCAUAAUGUGCAAAAAUAUUUUUGCUUGACUUUGCUUGUCUUAUAUGAUCAUCAGAUGUUCGCAAACAUCCAGUUGGAUUACAGAAUUUCAUUUUAAUGUUAUCUUAAAAGUUGUUGAUUGUUUAUUUUUAUUUGUCAAUAAUAAACAUUUUGUAUAAGAAA
Molecule: messenger RNA, 3248 nt
Organism: Lottia gigantea (owl limpet)
Lineage: Eukaryota; Metazoa; Mollusca; Gastropoda; Lottiidae
Exons: 20
Coding region: 201-2333 (710 amino acids)
Biological process (GO): mRNA 3'-end processing
Cellular component (GO): nucleus
Molecular function (GO): protein binding; mRNA binding
Source: RefSeq, a predicted model, not a curated record